AAAAACACAACUUUUCACAUAAACAAACGUUUUAAAAAAAAUUUAAACUCACAAAAAUAAUUUAAAACAAUCUAUAAAAAAUGGAUCAAAAAAUUAAAAUUUUAGUUAGCGGUGAUGUUAAUGGUAAUUUCAAACAACUUUUCACCCGAGUCGAAUCGAUUAACAAAAAAGCGGGACCAUUUGAUUUACUUUUAUGUUGUGGUGAAUUCUUUAGUCCAACUAACAAUGAUGAAUUAAUUGCAUAUAAAAAUGGAUUUAAAAAUAUUCCAGUGCCAACUUAUAUUCUUGGUCCAAAUACAGAAGAAACGGCCAAAUUCUAUGAAGACAUUGAAGAAAAUGGUGAUAUUUGCACCAAUUUAACUUUCCUAGGUAAAAGAGGUCUUUAUACCCUUUCGUCAGGAGUUAAAAUCGCUUAUCUGAGUGGUUUUCAAGGUUCAGGAGCCAACACAUUCAACAAAGAUGAUGUCAUGGCUGUACGCAAUUCCUGUUUAGUCAAUAAGACCACUGCAACUGAUUAUAAAGGGGUUGACAUUCUUAUUACAUCUCAAUGGCCUCAUGGAAUUGCUGGUCAAGAAAAUAACACAUCAAAACUGAUCUCAUACCUUUCGAAAGAGAUAAAGCCUCGCUACCAUUUUUGUGGCAUAAAUGGAAUUUACGAGGAACCAAAACCUUACAGAAUUCCUGCCGAUAGCACAACUCAAUUCGAGCUCUGCACCCGCUUCAUAGCCUUAGCUAAUGUAGGCAAUCCAACAAAGCAAAAAGCAGUCUAUGCCUUGAGUUUGUGUCCAGUUGAAAAGAUGAGAGUCAUGGAUUUAAUCCAAAAAACCACAACCGAGACAGCAUGUCCAUUUGUGGGCAUGAAUUUCGAUGAUUGUAAAGGCAAACAACAAAUGGACGACGGGAAACAAUACUUCUAUGACCUAAAUUCAAAUUCAAACGAUAAUCGAAAAAGAGGACGCAAAGGAUUUGGAUACGAUGGUCAAGAAAAACGACAAAAACCGACUUUCGAUCAAGAAAAAUGUUGGUUCUGCUUAUCAUCGCCUGAUGUUGAAAAACAUUUGGUCAUUUCAGUUGGAGAUAGUUUUUACCUUGCUUUAGCCAAGGGUCCCAUCAAUGAUUAUCAUGUCCUUAUUCUCUCAAUCACACACAUACAAUCAGCUGCACUUCUAGCAGACUCAGAUUGGGCUGAAUUAAUUAAAUUCAAGGAAGCUAUAAGAGAAUUCUUCAAAGAACAAGGUCAAACAGUGUGCUUUACAGAACGCAACUAUAAAUGCUCACAUUUGCAAAUCAAUGCUUUGGGUAUUGAUGAAGGAUAUGCGUGGAAAAUUAAACAUGGUUUUGAAGAUAAAGCUGAAGAAUAUAAUAUUACAUUUGAUUCACUUCCUGAAAUUAAAGAACCAUCAGAAUUACCACAACGAGGACCAUAUUUUGUUGCUGAAUUACCCGAUAGAACGACGUUGUUGACACAAAAUAUGAAGCAAUUUCCAAUACAUUUUGCCAGGGAAGUAUUCUGCUCGGAAAAUCUAUUAAAUUGUGAUGAAAAAACUGACUGGAAAGAUUGCAGUCUUACCAAAGACGAAGAAAUCGAACUUGUUAAACAAUUUCGUGAGAAAUAUAAGAAAUUUGAUUUUACUUUAUAAGUGAAAACCAACAAUG
Episyrphus balteatus (marmalade hoverfly) is the source of this 1656-nucleotide messenger RNA. Its product is annotated as CWF19-like protein 1 homolog. Gene Ontology annotation, molecular function: RNA lariat debranching enzyme activator activity. Gene Ontology annotation, biological process: mRNA splicing, via spliceosome. NCBI's taxonomy places the organism in Eukaryota, Metazoa, Arthropoda, Insecta, Diptera, Syrphidae. The transcript is spliced from 10 exons. Gene Ontology annotation, cellular component: post-mRNA release spliceosomal complex. The coding region runs from base 81 to 1640 and encodes 519 amino acids. The record is from RefSeq and is a predicted model, not a curated record.